Messenger RNA from Prosopis cineraria, 729 nucleotides. RefSeq names its product heavy metal-associated isoprenylated plant protein 39-like. Lineage: Eukaryota; Viridiplantae; Streptophyta; Magnoliopsida; Fabales; Fabaceae. Gene Ontology annotation, molecular function: metal ion binding. The coding region runs from base 60 to 461 and encodes 133 amino acids. The record is from RefSeq and is a predicted model, not a curated record. The transcript has 3 exons.
UCCACUCUUCGAGUUCUUAUCAGCAACUCUUUCUCAGCUUCCACAGGUUCCAACAGAAAAUGAUGAAAGUAGUGCUGAAGGUGGAGUUAUACGAUGACAGAGUCAAGAAGAAAGCUAUGAAGGCUGUCUCUGGCAUUCCAGGAGUUGAGUCAAUAUCAGCGAACAUGGAGGAAAAAACGAUGACUUUGAUUGGGCAUAUGGAUCCUGUGAAUGCAGUGGGGAAGCUGAAGAAGCUGUCUCACACAGAGAUAGUGUCAGUGGGACCAGCCAAAGAGGAGAAGAAGAAGGAAGAACCUAAUAAGAAAGAGGAAAAGCCAGAUGAUCCAAAGAUAGUUAACGUGCCCUGUGAUGUGUCUACAUGCUGCAAUUAUUAUUGUGUCUCCUGCAAUUGUUAUCCUCCGAUACCCCACCAACACUGCUACAUGAUGGAAGGAAAUCCUGAUCCCUGCGUCAUCUGCUAAUUAACCACGUUUUGAUUAAGUGUUUCCAUGAAAACAAUGUCACCAACAAAAUAAUGCACAUGCUGGUUAUUAACAGUGUUACUGGUUCGCUGGUUAAAAAAACAGUGCACUGGUUUAAUAUUAUAUUUAGUUAUCUUUUCAUGCUCCUUGAUUUUGGGCCUAUUCCAUGUAUAAUUAAGAUAUUGAAAACGUGACGUGUUAUUUAAUCAACCAAGGCACUGGUUAAAGGAUUACUGAUUAAAAUCGUUGUCGAAUUGUUGUUCAAUUA